Spea bombifrons (plains spadefoot toad) is the source of this 1639-nucleotide messenger RNA. It is a transcript of the gene GDF11, whose product is annotated as growth differentiation factor 11. The record is from RefSeq and is a predicted model, not a curated record. Gene Ontology annotation, cellular component: extracellular region. Gene Ontology annotation, biological process: SMAD protein signal transduction. Bases 150 to 1304 code for a protein of 384 amino acids. The transcript has 3 exons. Lineage: Eukaryota; Metazoa; Chordata; Amphibia; Anura; Pelobatidae. Gene Ontology annotation, molecular function: growth factor activity; cytokine activity.
AGCAUUUUACGACAGAGAACAGUUGGGAUAUAAAAAGGAGUUCCUUUGCCUAGUGCAUGAUCUGUGGUCGCCUACCCCUCCCCUUUAGAGACCUGCGAAGGCAGCUGUCCUCUUUGCACCAGCAGCAGCCUUCCUCUGGACACUGAGCAAUGCUGUCUCAGCGAUCCCCUCUCUUCCUUUGCUUGCUAGUCCUGUCCAUGGAGUUCUCCAAAAGCAAGGGUGAAUCUCUCUAUGAAAAGGGACCCCUGCAGGUGGAGACUUCAAUAGGAGAGAGUGAGGAGCAGGACUGUCCCGUGUGCAUGUGGAGGAAGCACAGCAAAGAGAUGAGGCUGGAGAGCAUCAAGUCUCAGAUCCUGAGCAAACUUAGGCUAAAGGAAGCCCCUAACAUCACACGGGAGGUGGUCAACCAGCUGCUGCCCAAGGCACCUCCGCUGCAGCAGAUACUGGACCAGCAUGAGUUUCAGGGAGACUCCUUCCAGCAUAAUACGUUCUUGGAAGAGGAUGAGUAUCAUGCCACCACCGAGACUGUCAUCAGCAUGGCACAGGAAACGGACCCGGUGGUCAGAGUGGAUGGGAAUCCUCACUGCUGUUACUUUAACUUUAGCCCAAAGAUCAUGUUCACCAAAGUUGUAAAGGCUCAGCUCUGGGUGUACCUGAGGCCAGUGCAGCACACAUCCACUGUCUAUCUACAGAUCCUUCGCCUCAAACCUGUGACAGAGGAAGGCAGUAAACACAUCCGCAUCCGCUCCUUGAAGAUUGACUUACAUUCCCGUACAGGUCACUGGCAAAGCAUCGACUUCAAACAUGUACUGCAGAACUGGUUUAAACAACCACACAACAACUGGGGCAUCGAAAUCAAUGCCUUUGACCCCAACGGUAAUGACUUGGCAGUAACCUCGCUAGGUCCAGGAGCAGAGGGGUUGCACCCUUUUAUGGAGCUACGCGUGAUGGAGAACAACAAGCGAUCAAGGCGUAACCUGGGCCUUGACUGUGAUGAACACUCCACUGAGUCUCGCUGUUGUCGCUACCCACUUACCGUCGACUUUGAAGCCUUUGGGUGGGACUGGAUCAUAGCCCCAAAACGUUACAAAGCCAACUAUUGUUCUGGACAGUGCGAGUACAUGUUCAUGCAGAAGUACCCCCAUACCCAUCUGGUGCAACAAGCAAACCCACGAGGGUCUGCAGGUCCUUGCUGUACCCCAACCAAAAUGUCCCCCAUCAACAUGCUGUACUUUAAUGACAAACAACAAAUUAUUUACGGGAAAAUCCCUGGCAUGGUUGUAGACAGGUGUGGCUGCUCCUAAGACUUUGGUCCUCUGUCCUCUACUCACUCACCCUCAUCUCCUCUCUUUCUAUCAAGGGUAUCAGCAGACCAAACCUUUGGGACUGGGGAUAGUGCAGUCUUAUGUCCUCAACCUACAUUGCCCUACCCAGGUAAAGGGACCGAUUCCUUACUAUGUGUCUGAUUUCUGCUUUAUACUAAACUUGUCGCAGUAACCAGUGUUACUGAAUAUGGCAUCACAAGAGCUGGGUCUUUACCAUGGGAAUGCCGCAAACAUGCUUACAGCUCCAACCUUGAUGUCUCAUAUCGGGCUAGUUAUCAGAGACCAACCUAUGGGUUAGCUUCAAUACAUAUAUA